Messenger RNA from Eutrema salsugineum, 964 nucleotides. RefSeq names its product N-terminal acetyltransferase A complex catalytic subunit NAA10. Gene Ontology annotation, cellular component: NatA complex. The record is from RefSeq and is a predicted model, not a curated record. Bases 84 to 659 code for a protein of 191 amino acids. The transcript is spliced from 2 exons. Gene Ontology annotation, biological process: N-terminal peptidyl-glutamic acid acetylation. NCBI's taxonomy places the organism in Eukaryota, Viridiplantae, Streptophyta, Magnoliopsida, Brassicales, Brassicaceae. Gene Ontology annotation, molecular function: protein-N-terminal-glutamate acetyltransferase activity; protein N-terminal-serine acetyltransferase activity.
CCGACGCCAUUAGACCCGAAACCCUAACCCCAAAUUUAUCCCCGAUAGGAGAGAGAAGAGAAGAAGACGUAGAUUGAGCAGCCAUGGUCUGCAUCAGGCGAGCGACGGUGGAUGAUCUGCUGGCGAUGCAGGCAUGCAAUCUCAUGUGUCUUCCUGAGAACUACCAGAUGAAGUACUACCUCUACCAUAUCCUCUCUUGGCCGCAGCUUCUCUACGUUGCCGAGGACUACAAUGGUCGCAUCGUUGGCUAUGUGCUCGCCAAGAUGGAGGAGGAGAGCAACGAGUGCCAUGGCCAUAUCACCUCUCUCGCCGUUCUUCGAACCCAUCGGAAGCUCGGCCUCGCCACUAAGCUCAUGACCGCCGCUCAGGCUGCCAUGGAACAGGUUUACGAGGCAGAAUAUGUUUCGCUGCAUGUGAGGAGAAGUAACCGAGCCGCAUUUAAUCUGUACACGGAGACAUUAGGCUACAAGAUUCACGAUGUUGAAGCAAAGUAUUAUGCGGAUGGAGAGGAUGCCUAUGACAUGCGAAAGCAUCUCAAGGGGAAGCAAAACCAUCACCAUGGCCACGGUCAUCAUCACCAUGGAGGUGGAUGUUGUUCAGGCGAUGCAAAAGUUGUAGAAACAGCUCAAGCUGAAGAGGCUAAAGCAAGUUCGAAGUGAGACUUUAAAGCAGGAUGACCAAAAUAGGUAAUUAUGAGUAUUAUUAGAGUGGGGUUUGCUGGCUGGCUCUAGUACUGCUCCCUAUUUUGCAGUCAUAUGUUCUCGAGUGGCAAAUACAUUAUGUUUUUCUCCAUUGUCUUCCUUUGGUUGUACUUGAUAUCUAGUCCUCUUUUGUUUAUGUAUCAUGUUUCAGAAAUCCAAUUGUUUUCUUAAGGCUUUACAACUUGAGAUGGAAAUCUUCUAUUUGCAAGAUAGCAGAUCUCUGUGACAAUGUAUUACAUUUAAUUACAAAAGAAUUCUUGACU